Gadus chalcogrammus (walleye pollock) is the source of this 1431-nucleotide messenger RNA. RefSeq names its product putative nuclease HARBI1. The coding region runs from base 278 to 1321 and encodes 347 amino acids. The record is from RefSeq and is a predicted model, not a curated record. The transcript is spliced from 2 exons. Lineage: Eukaryota; Metazoa; Chordata; Actinopteri; Gadiformes; Gadidae.
CUCGAUUCUGAUUGGAUGCAGGGUGUGCAUUAACUCCUGGGGCCGGUUUCACUAAAGUAGUUUAGACUGGUCUUUGGGGUAAGAUGGGUCUUAAGUUCAUUUAUAGACCAGUCUUAUGCAAGUAAGUCAGUUUCACAAAAGUUAAGACCAACUAAUUUUAGACUUAAAAAGUUAGCCACCUCACCCCCAGACUAACACAGGUCUAAAGUGCUAUGUAACCAUGGUAACCAAAAGUCUGUUAAAGUCAACGUUACAGUGCUAAGAGAAAAAAAGAGAGAUGGCACAUAAUUUGUGGUUUGCUGAUGAAAUUAUGGCGAGAGCUGUUAGGCGAGAAAGAAUAUUCAGGGAUCGCACUAACCCGCUGGAAAUGUAUAACCAAGAUGAAUUUAUCAAUCGGUUUCGUUUGCCCAAAGAAGCCAUCCUUAGGCUGACCGAUGACUUGUCAGACUCACUGGGGCCUACAACAGCAAGGAGUCACAGCAUUCCAGCUCUGCUACAGGUUUGCACUGCAGUAAGAUUUUAUGCAACAGGCAGUUUUUUAAAUACUGUUGGUGAUACUCUGGGUUUAAGCAAAGCCUCUGUGUCCCGAGUGGUGCACAGGGUGUCAAGUACCCUCUCAGAUAAGCUUCCAAAAUUCCCAACACAACCUGCAGAGUUGAACAGCAUUAAGAGGGGAUUCUUCAAUGUUGCAAGGUUCCCCAACGUAAUAGGGGCCAUUGACGGGACACAUGUCCGAAUCCAGGCACCAUCGGACCAUGAACAUUUGUUUGUGAACAGGAAGGGAUAUCACAGCCUCAACAUUCAAGCUGUUUGCGAUUCAAACCUAAAGUUUCUUAAUUGUUUGGCCCGCUGGCCUGGAUCGUGUCAUGAUUCGAGAGUCCUACAAAAUUCUCAGCUUUACCAGGCAUUCGAGGAUGGCAUUAUUGAUGGAAUCUUGUUGGGUGAUUCUGGAUACCCGCUGAAGCCAUGGCUCCUUACUCCCUUCUUGAAUCCUACCACACCAGCACAGAGGAAUUACAAUGCAGCUCACUGUUCUACUCGAAACACAGUUGAGAGGGCAUUUGGGGUUCUCAAAAGGCGGUUCCACUGUCUCCAUGGGGAACUGAGGAUGAUACCUCAGAGAGUGUGCAACAUUGUCUGUUCGGCUGUUGUUCUACACAACAUUGCAAGGGAUCUCAAGCUACCUGAUCCUGAAGAAGAGGAGGGAGUUGAUGAACACAAUAGAGAAGAAGAUAACAGAGAAGAUGAAGAGAACCAGCAAGGAGCUGGUCGAUUUGUUCGUCAAAUGUAUGUUGAGAGGAUCUUCAAUGCACGAUACUGAUAUAACUAAAAACUUAAUGAACAACACUUGAACCGUUUAUGUCAUUAUUCAGUUGCUCGAUUUCCUUUAUUUCUUUCUGUUACAAAUGUUAUUAAAUACAAGCACAUAAA